GAGAGAGAGAAGAGCGCGCAACAGACUCUUCUCUCAUUUGUAAGAGAAUCUCCUUCAAAAUUUGAAAUUUUCAAUCAAAUUUUACGAAAUGCACUAAGUCCACGUCAACACGUCGCCAGAUACAACACCUCAAACUCAAACCUAGUUUCGCAUGAUCUUCUCCUUCUCCAUUACAUUUGGUUGCUUACAUUAUAAAUUAUCCGUCUCGUAUAUCUCUUUGCUGCAUUCAUCGUCAUUGUCGUCGUUGUUACAAACGUACGUAUAUUCAUUGGGCCCCUGGACCCUCCCAUUCGCAAGACGAAGGAAACUGAAGCACCCUACAAAUUAUAAUCGCAACAAGCACGCACGUAAUGGCAGCAUCCUCCUUAUUCCCUCGGCUGCUCUUCCUGCUAUCCUUUACACUGUAUAUUCCCCCCUCCUCCUCCUCUCGGUCCGUUCCUCCGGCUACUGCUGCCGCCACAGCUGCAACACCUGCGGCAUUGGCAUCGGCAUUGGCACCGGGCCUGCCGCCCUACAAGCCCGGUCCCAUCACGACCAAUGGAAAGAACUACACCAAGGCCUGCGACCCCGCCCGGUUCGCCGACCUGGGCCUGGACAUGGCUGACUUCCUCUACUGCAACUCCUCGCUGGGGUACGCGGAGAGGGUGAGAGACCUCGUCGGCCGCAUGACGCUGGUGGAGAAGAUCGCCAACCUCGGGGACCGGGCGCAGGGGGCGGCCCGGAUCGGGCUCCCCAAGUACGGGUGGUGGUCGGAGGCCCUCCACGGCGUCGCCUCCACGGGCCACGCCACCUACUUCGGCGACGUGGUCCCCGCGGCCACCAGCUUCCCCAAUGUCAUCCUCACCGCCGCCGCCUUCAACGAGACGCUGUGGAAGGCGAUCGCGCAGGCGAUAUCGACGGAGGGGCGGGCCAUGUACAACUUGGGCCACACUGGGCUGACGUUCUGGAGCCCGAACAUAAACGUGGCGAGGGACCCCAGAUGGGGGAGGGUGCUGGAGACCCCCGGAGAGGACCCCUACACGGUGGGCCGCUACUCCGUCAACUUCGUGCGGGGAAUGCAGGACGUGCAAGGCUCAGAGACCACGGACGACCCCCACACCCGCCCUCUCAAGGUCUCCACCUGCUGCAAGCACUACGCCGCCUACGACCUCGACAACUGGUUCGGCGUCACCCGUUUCGACUUCGACUCCAGGGUCACUCAGCAAGACAUGGUGGAGACGUUCGUUCGCCCGUUCGAGACGUGCGUCCGCGAAGGCGACUCGAGCAGCAUCAUGUGCUCCUUCAACCGCAUCAACGGCAUUCCGGUCUGCGCAGAUCCACAGCUCAUGUCGCAGACCUUCCGCGACGAUUGGCAGCUCCAUGGUUACAUUGUUUCCGACUGCGACUCUAUCGAGGUCAUCUAUGAGCGCCAGAAGUGGCUCAACGGCACACCGGAGGAGGCCGUUGCCCGCGUUAUGAAAGCCGGCUUGGAUUUGGAUUGUGGGUAUGGUCCGCUCAACUACUACAUGAACUUCACCGAGUCUGCGGUGAAGCAAGGGCUGGUCCGCGAGUCGGACAUUGACAAUGCAUUGAAGAACCUGUACAUGCUCCUCAUGCGGGUUGGAUUCUUCGACAACAUCCCCGCUUUUGAGCCCCUCGGCACAAAUGAUAUUUGCACUGAAGAGAAGAGGGAAUUGGCUGUGGAUGCUGCGAGGCAAGCCAUUGUGCUUCUGAAGAACGACGACAACACGUUGCCUCUUGACGCCAGCAAGUAUAAGAGCAUCGCCUUGGUCGGUCCCCAUGCCAAUGCCACUGAAGCCAUGAUCGGAAACUAUGCAGGCAUCCCGUGCCGCUACCUAUCGCCGCUCGACGCCUUCUCCACGGAUGCAGACUCAGUCGAGUAUGUGCAAGCCUGCGAUGUGAAGUGCACGAACGACAGCUUGUUCGGCCCAGCCGUUGCGGCUGCCAAGAAUGCGAGUGCGACCUUCAUUUUCGUGGGGCUCGAUCUCUCGAUUGAAGCCGAGGAGAGAGACCGCAUGGACCUCCUCCUCCCAGGUAGCCAAACCGAGCUCGUGAACAAGGUCGCAGAUGCAUCUGCGGGUCCUGUCAUCUUAGUCAUCCUGUCUGGAAGCUGCCUCGACGUCUCAUUCGCGCAUGAAAACCCUAAAAUUGGUGCCAUUAUCUGGGCCGGCUACCCUGGCGGUGAAGGUGGUCAAGCCAUUGCCGACGUAGUCUUCGGGCGGUACAAUCCGGGAGGGAAGCUACCGAUUACUUGGUACAAGAACGAAUACAUUGAACAAAUCCCGAUGACUUCGAUGCCGCUGCGCCCUGUCGACGAGUUUGGGUAUCCGGGGCGGACCUACAAGUUCUUUAAUGGAACUGCACUGUACCCAUUCGGGUACGGGCUCAGUUACAGUAACUACACUUACGGUGGAGUCCGGUGCUUUUCGAGCUCCGUAACUAUCAGCCUCGACUCUACCGAGUUCUGUAAGCCGCUUUCCUACAAGGAGGGAGGGAACGCAAGCACCUGCCCGGCUCUCAAGAUUGACGAGCUACCUUGCAAGGAGACGAUGGAGUUCGAUGUCGGGGUGACUAAUCACGGGACAAGAGGUGGCAGCAACGUGGUGAUUGUGUACUCGAAACCGCCUGCGGAGGUGGCGGAUGCGCCACUGAAGCAGGUGGUGGGGUACCAGAGGGUGUUCGUGCCGGCCGGUGGGACGGCAAAGGUGCAUUUCAGCCUCAACGCGUGCAAGGCACUUGGGUUGGUCGAGAAGACGGCAUAUACCGUUCUGCCUUCAGGCACGAGCACCAUCGUGGUUGGUGACGGCGAUGUGGCUGUGUCAUUCCCCGUUGAGGUUCAGUUUCAGCUGUAGAUUGUGAGGAGCCAGCUAGGGUUUUCUUUCUUUCUUUCUCUUUCUUUAUCCUCCUCUCCCACCCCUCUUUUAAGGUAGCUAGUUUGAAGUACGAAGAAGAAUCUUUGAUUCAGGCUGUAUGCAUGUGUUUGUUUGUUUGUUUGUUUGGUUCGGAGUAUGCCGUUCAAUGAAGAGGUUGAAUGGCUUUCGUAAGGAACUUCUGGUUCCUCUGUUGUUUCCUUGAGGAGGCCUCUUUUGGCAAUAAAAACUCUAUUUAAUUGAGGCUGUUGUUUCUGUAAACUUAAUAAAAAAAAAGGUGAAAUUUCAUUUAUUGCACAUGCACACACAAAAAGAGAGAGAGAGAGAGAGAGAGAGAGAGGACAAUAACAUAUAACAGAACAUAACUGACAUACAUGGACAUAUAUAGCAGACGCAAGCAACGACUACUGCUGGGGUGGGCCUAAUUAAUAGAGAUCACACCAA
Messenger RNA from Ananas comosus (pineapple), 3314 nucleotides. RefSeq names its product probable beta-D-xylosidase 2. Gene Ontology annotation, cellular component: plant-type cell wall. The coding region runs from base 351 to 2852 and encodes 833 amino acids. Gene Ontology annotation, molecular function: xylan 1,4-beta-xylosidase activity; alpha-L-arabinofuranosidase activity. The transcript is spliced from 5 exons. Gene Ontology annotation, biological process: arabinan catabolic process; xylan catabolic process. Lineage: Eukaryota; Viridiplantae; Streptophyta; Magnoliopsida; Poales; Bromeliaceae. The record is from RefSeq and is a predicted model, not a curated record.